CCAGAAGCUGGGCUGGAGACACAGUUUCUCUUCCACUGCUCCUUUACUUUGACGAAACCCUAGGAAGGGACCAUGCUCCUGCUUCCACUGCUCGUCCUUCUCUGUGUAGUGAGCGUGUCCUCAUCAGGGUCACAAACCUGUGAGGAAACCCUGAAGACUUGCUCUGUGAUAGCCUGCGGCAGAGACGGGAGAGAUGGGCCCAAAGGGGAGAAGGGAGAACCAGGUCAAGGGCUCAGGGGCUUGCAGGGCCCUCCAGGGAAACUGGGGCCUCCAGGAAGUGUAGGAGCCCCUGGAAGUCAAGGACCAAAAGGCCAAAAAGGGGAUCGUGGAGACAGCAGAGCCAUUGAGGUGAAGCUGGCAAAUAUGGAGGCAGAGAUAAACACCCUGAAGUCAAAACUGGAGCUAACCAACAAGUUGCAUGCCUUCUCCAUGGGUAAAAAGUCUGGGAAGAAGUUCUUUGUGACCAACCAUGAAAGGAUGCCCUUUUCCAAAGUCAAGGCCCUGUGCUCAGAGCUCCGAGGCACUGUGGCUAUCCCCAGGAAUGCUGAGGAGAACAAGGCCAUCCAAGAAGUGGCUAAAACCUCUGCCUUCCUAGGCAUCACGGACGAGGUGACUGAAGGCCAAUUCAUGUAUGUGACAGGGGGGAGGCUCACCUACAGCAACUGGAAAAAGGAUGAGCCCAAUGACCAUGGCUCUGGGGAAGACUGUGUCACUAUAGUAGACAACGGUCUGUGGAAUGACAUCUCCUGCCAAGCUUCCCACACGGCUGUCUGCGAGUUCCCAGCCUGAGGAAACCAGUGCCUCCAUCGUCUCCUUGGCUCUCAGUCGCUUCCAAAAAAAAUUCAGUUACUGGUUUCUCAAGUUUAGUGUUAAGUGAUUCUUUUGAUGGGAGAGAAUGUAUUUGCUUGUGGCAUGAGGACACGAAUAGAAGCUGACCGGGAGGCACCAGGAUCUGGUUGAGCACGGAGCAAAGGUCACAUCCAUUUUGCUAGGAACACAGCAAGAAGUCAACUAUGGAAAACCUACAAUAAAUAUCCCCUGCCCUUUUCACCAGAGGACCAAAGGUGGUCCUUAUCUGUGCCAGAGUGGCAGCUGAUCUCAGCCAUAAAAGCACCCAAUUCCCUUUCUCCAUGAAUUGUCACUAAGUGGUGUCAAACGUGCCUGUUUGAAGUCAUCCUCAGUCUACAAGGUG
Rattus norvegicus (Norway rat) is the source of this 1192-nucleotide messenger RNA. It is a transcript of the gene Mbl1, whose product is annotated as mannose binding lectin 1. Bases 73 to 789 code for a protein of 238 amino acids. Gene Ontology annotation, biological process: complement activation, lectin pathway. The transcript is spliced from 5 exons. Gene Ontology annotation, cellular component: extracellular region. The record is from RefSeq and is marked provisional. Lineage: Eukaryota; Metazoa; Chordata; Mammalia; Rodentia; Muridae.